AUGUUAUUGGAUAGAACCGCCAUUGGGGCCGAUAGAAUACAUAGCAGACCGCUCACGAUGAUGAUCGAGGUCGAGUACAGACUUCCCACCCUCCGCCUCCAGCCACCGCCACAUAAAUCCAGAAGCACCAUUAGCCCACAAUGGAGGAAGCGCAAGGACAAUACCAACCUGGGAGAAAAAUGUGUUCAGGAAAGGAUUAUUGAGACCAGAACUGGGUCACCGUUGAAGUUGCAUCAUGCCAAGGGGUUAGCUAACAAUACGUAUCUAUACCCGGAGGAGCUGAGGCACAUCGAAGCGUUAAAUGGAGGGAAGAGGUCAGGAAGAAGAUGCAGCAUGAAUUAA
Molecule: messenger RNA, 342 nt
Organism: Nezara viridula (southern green stink bug)
Lineage: Eukaryota; Metazoa; Arthropoda; Insecta; Hemiptera; Pentatomidae
Source: the annotation of a GenBank genome assembly